Molecule: messenger RNA, 5180 nt
Organism: Xiphophorus hellerii (green swordtail)
Lineage: Eukaryota; Metazoa; Chordata; Actinopteri; Cyprinodontiformes; Poeciliidae
Gene: ano5b
Product: anoctamin 5b
Exons: 21
Coding region: 233-2992 (919 amino acids)
Biological process (GO): chloride transmembrane transport
Cellular component (GO): plasma membrane
Molecular function (GO): chloride channel activity; protein dimerization activity
Source: RefSeq, a predicted model, not a curated record
GCGCAUGUGAGCCCAGCAGGGUACAGUUUCACUGACAGUCGGUCAUUACGUGAUUAUGAUCCACCGAUCUCCCAUCGAUCUGAUCAGACUCAACCCUUUCAGCGUCUGACCGAUGCCUGUUCCUUGCACGGUGGAUUCUCCAUCGACGCGAGGGGAGACGGCGGCAUCCUCACUGCCUUCCCCACUUUCCUGAAAAGGUGAAGCAGCCUUUAUAACCUCACCGUUUGCCGCUAUGAGACGACUAACGGGAAAGUCGAAGGAGGAAACUUUGAUCGAGCUGCAGAGCGCCUCGGAUUCUCAGAUCACAGAUGGCCCUGCUGUUCUGACUGCAUUCAGGAUAAACUUACACUCAGAUGACAGCAGCGGUAAUGGGGUCAAUGCAUUAUGUGAAGGAGGCCCACUUCCUGGACAUUCAGAAACAGAGAGGCUUCAACCAAACAGAGACACAGUGUUCUUCAGGGACGGCGUUCGCAGAAUAGACUUUGUUUUGUCUUAUGUAGAUGAUAAAGAUGAGAGGAAGCAGGAAAGGAGAAAAGAAUUUGAGGCCAACCUUCUGAAAGAAGGUCUGGAGCUGGAGACAGAAGACAAAUCGGAGUCGAAAGACCACAAGACAUACUUUUUAAAGAUUCACGCGCCGUGGGAAGUGCUUGCCACUUACGCGGACGUCCUGAACAUCAAAGUUCCCUUCAAAGAGAGUGGCAUGCAGCCUGGUCAGGACGUCCAUCUGGACUGGCUGUCCUGCCCUUUCCGCCUGCCUGACCACAUCAUGCACCCUCAGAUAGACUACUUCACCUACCCCUUUGACAAGAAUAAGGUGGACUUCUUCCUCAUCAAUGACAAAGAAACUUUCUUCCCUCCAUCCACAAGAAACAGAAUUGUGUUUUAUAUCCUGGCUCGUGUUCCGUACUACAGAGAAGGUCAUAAGGACAGAGAGAAGACAGGCGUCAAGCGAUUACUCAACAACGGGACAUAUACAGCAGCCUUCCCCCUUCACGAUUGUCGGUACUGGAAAAGGGCAAGAAAUGCAGAAUGUGAGAGCGAACGCUUCAACUUGUACAAGCAUUGGGCGAAGUUUCUCUGCUUUUACAAAGAGCAGCCUCUGAACCUGAUCAAGAAGUAUUAUGGAGAAAAGAUCGGGAUCUAUUUUGCUUGGCUGGGCUUCUACACUGAGAUGCUGUUCUUUGCAGCUGUCAUGGGUGUUAUAUGUUUCACCUAUGGAGCGCUCAGCUAUGGCAACAACAAAUCAAGUGAAGAAAUCUGUGAUGCAAAGAUCGGCGGCAGCAUAUUGAUGUGUCCUCUCUGCGACAAAAAAUGUCCUUUCUGGAAGCUCAACUCCACCUGUUUCUCGUCCUGGCAAUCCCAUCUGUUUGACAACGAGGGAACCGUAUUCUUUGCCAUAUUUAUGGGGAUUUGGGUAACUCUGUUCCUGGAGUUUUGGAAGCGACGUCAGGCCCGACUCGAGUACGAAUGGGAUCUGGUGGAUUUUGAGGAAGAGCAGCAGCAGCUUCAAAUCCGCCCAGAGUUCGAGAUCAAAUGCACAAACAGGAGACAAAACAAGAUCACACAAGAAAUGGAGCCAUAUCUUCCUGUCACAAGCAGGUGUGCACGUUUCUGCUUCUCUGGAGCCACCGUCAUAUUCUGGAUUUCUAUGAUCGUAGCCUGUAUCAUUGGGGUGAUAGCCUACAGGCUGGCUGUAUAUGCUGCCUUUGCAAGCAUCAUUAAAGAUCCAAUGAGAAAGAUCCAGUUGGUGGGGAGAUUCAUCACUCCGCAGCUCGCGACAUCCGUCACCGCUUCCUGCAUUAAUUUUGUCAUCAUCAUGAUCCUGAACUUCUUUUACGAAAAAGUGGCCAUCUGGAUCACUGAUAUGGAAAUCCCCAAAACUCACCUGGAAUAUGAGAACCGGCUGACAAUAAAGAUGUUUCUGUUCCAGUUUGUCAACUACUACUCGUCCUGCUUCUAUGUGGCCUUUUUCAAAGGGAAGUUUGUGGGCUAUCCCGGCAAGUACUCCUACAUGUUUGGGAAUUUAACCAAACUGAGGAACGAAGAGUGUGAUCCUGGUGGCUGUCUGAUUGAGCUGACCACACAGCUGGUGAUCGUCAUGGCUGGGAAACAGGUGUGGGGGAACAUUCAGGAGGCUCUGCUCCCGUUGAUGCGCAACUGGUGGAGCAGCAGAAAGGGACGACACAACCCGGAGAACCAUUCCAGCCGCUGGGAGCAGGACUACGUUCUGCUGAACUUUAGCCAGAUUGGCCUGUUCUACGAGUACCUCGAGAUGGUGAUCCAAUUUGGCUUCAUCACAUUGUUUGUGGCCUCCUUCCCUUUGGCCCCCCUCCUCGCCCUGAUUAAUAACAUCCUUGAAAUCAGAGUGGACGCCUGGAAGUUCACCACCCAGUUCAGGCGACCAGUGGCAUCCAAGGCCCGAAACAUCGGAGCGUGGCAGGAGAUCCUCAAUUCAGUGGCGAUUUUAUCUGUUGUCACCAAUGCUUUUAUCAUGGCCUUUACCUCAGACAUGAUCCCCCGUAUGGUAUACCUGUAUGCCUACAGUAAAGAUGCCAGCAUGAGCGGCUAUAUCAACAACAGCCUGUCAGUGUACAACAUUUCACAGAUACAUCCAGACAACAUGCCUGAGGACAAUUGGCAUAACUCCACUACCACAUGCAGAUAUCGAGACUACCGUUACCCUCCAGGCCAUGAGAGGCAGUACACCCACACUAUGCAGUUCUGGCACAUCUUGGCAGCCAAAAUGGCCUUCAUUAUUAUCAUGGAACAUGUGGUCUUUGUGGUGAAGUUCUUUGUCGCCUGGCUGAUACCGGAUGUCCCGUCAGAUGUGAAGGCGCGAAUUAAACGGGAACGUUACCUGAUCCAGGAGUUCCUCCACAAGUACGAAGUGGAUAGACUGAAGCUCCAGUUGAGCGCCAGCUUCAUCACAGAACCUCGGUCGGAAACAUCCCUGACACCGGACAAACAUGAAGUGGUUUCUGAGUGUUCAUAACCUGCCUGCAACACUUCAAAUGCUCCAAGCCAAGAAAUUAUUUUGUCAGUUUUCUUGCAAGGGCUUCCAUCUUCAAAGUUAAAAAUUGUGCUUUUCUUUUUAACAUAAAUGGGCCUUAGCACCUUUUAGGUUGUGCUCGUAUGUUGAGAUCCACUAAGGGAGACAUUCCAAAAAGAAAAAACCUGGAAUUAGUUUUUAUUAUGAUUACUGUAUUUUCCGGACUUUGAGUUGCACCAUAUUCCAUAGUUUGGCUGGUCCUGUGUCUUACAGUCAGGAGUGAAUUAUAAAUGUUUUUUUCCCCUCUUCAUGAUGCAUUUUUUUGACUGAUGCAUUAAAUAUUAAAUCAUACUGCUGGACAUGACCCAAGGAUUAAACAUUCCCUUCUGCAGCCUGGGGAAAGAUAAUCAUGGCCUGAAAAGAAGCCGGCUAGAGCUGUGUUCUAGAUAGCAUCUAGAUAGAAAUGUCUCUCUGUCGGUGUUACUUUUCAAAACUACUGGAACAACUAUGGAGGCUUGUGAACAGUGUCUAGAAACAUCCUGGCAACUACCAGCAUGAAGACUCUCUGCUAGUUGCCAAAGAGAUGAAUAGAAAUGAUUUUCCAGCAGGGGCUUCUCGGUCUUACCACUUCAAUGAAGCCAACCGCCUAUCACCCCGGAUUUACUGCAUAUGUCUGCUCUCCGCCCCGCUGUGCACUUCACUGGCUACGCUGACUCAUUCCUGACCUCCUGAUUUAAAGCGCGGGCAUCAGUGUGUCAGAAACUGCCAGCAAACUUCCAAGCCAAAGUUGACCGUUUCUGUGAGCUUGUUGAAAAGCAACUCAACACAUAUGCACUUAUUUGGACAUAUCAUAUGUACAAGGUCCCCCCUCAUGUUUAACAAUUUCUAAAUAAAUGCGACGUAUACUUCAAUGCGUCUUACAUAUGUUUUUAUAGUCUUCAUGUGCCAUUGUUUUGAAUAAUGUGAGUUAUAUUCCAGAGCUACGUAUAGUCCGGAAAAUAUGGUAAAAACGAUUUUUUUUAUGCCAUAGAACAUUUUGGAAGAAGUAAAAGAAUCAUAAGUAAAAUAAAGCAAACCUUAUAUCUGCAGCUGCUUCCUUUCUCUAAGAAAUCCUCUUAAACUUUCCAAGUUUGCGACAUAAUAACACCUACAUGCUGUGAUGAAGCUUAAUGUGAUCUUUGACAUACAAAUUAAAGUGCAGAUACUUUUUAAAAUGAGAUUAUAGUUUUCCAAAUUUUAUUUUUUGCAAUGUAACAUGAAGGACUUAUUUAGACUUAUUUUAUUUAUUAGACAAAGGUAUGUUUUUGUUAAAGAUAAUGUGAUUGGAAUAUUACAUAGUGAAACUAUGAAUGUAGAAAACACAAAUAUUUGAUUAUUUAAGAGUUGAAACAAAGUAAAAAGUUGUUUUUUUUUACUCUGUUUCCUUUCAAACUAGUAGCUACAUAAUGUUCACCUGCUCUGAUUUAUACUUGCAAUGUUUAAGUUGUACAAUAUUGGUUUGUUAUGAUGUUAUGGAGUAUUAUGUUUAGAGAAAACUGCCUAAAAACAUAGCUUUGAAAAACCAAGUACCUCCUAUUCACAGCAGCGAUUCUAACAAUCAGAAGUAGAUUUUAUUCUCACAGUUCAGCAGCUGCAGACUUGUAAUCAUACCUUUCACAUUUGUUAUCAGUUUGAUACAGGACCUCUUACACAUAAACAAAACAUUUUUGCAGAUUUAAUUUAGUUUUUAAUGAAUGAAUUUUGAUUCUUUAAUUAGUUUCUCAGUGUGUGUAAAAAUGUACAUACAGUAAAUUUCCCAUUUUAACUGUAUGUCUGUGGAAAGGAACAGUUACAUGAUUAACUUUAAAGAGUUUAAUUUCUUAUCUGUUAUAUAUAAAAUAUUCAAAUUUUGUGUAAGAUAGCUCUUAAUUCACCUUGUGUUUUCUGUGUAAAUAGUUUCAAGUCACACUAUCAAGCUUUUUCUGAAGUAAAAGUACAAAGACAAAUAGUUUUGCAAUUUAUUUUAUUGAUUUGCUUUUGCCCUGCAGCCUGAACGGUUACUAAGUGAAAUUCUUUUAUCUUUCCCAUCAGAUUAGUUGGUGUUGUAAUAGCCUUCAUAGUUCUAUUAAUUGCCUUUAAGCAGUGUCUUUAAACUACAUUUCUUAAAAAAAAACAAAACAGCCUCUUUUUACGUGUCAGGGACCAGCCAAGA